AUGGAAAAGCGCUGCAUUUCAUCCAAAUGUGAUGAGGCUGUUGACUAUUACUGCAAAUGCUCAGAAAAUUGUUUUUCAUGUGCUAGUCAUAAAGUUAUAAGCUCUAAUCAAAAUCACCAAUGAGUUCCAUUUAUAGCUGAAAUUGAUAAGUCUGAUAGGCAUAAUCUCAUUAAAGCAGUCCUUCAAAUAAAGUGUAGACUCAACACAUGGCAGAAGAAAGUUGAAUAUGAGAUUUUAAAAUCGAUAGAAGAAGCGACAAUAAUUCUUGAAACAGUCAUGAACAGCACUAAAAGACUGGAUUAUUUAUAUAAUUCUCUUAUUUCUGAAAUCAAUCGAAUUGAAAAACUUCCUACUUUAUAUGAUAUGUGCGGCUUAGAUAUAGCAUUAAGGGCAAGUUAUGAUGCUGCAAUAGAAAAAAUGAAAGCCCUAGAGAUAAAUUUCGAUAAAUGUUGUAAAAUCCCUGAAUAUUUGCCUAAUUUUGAUAGCCAAGCCUUUGAUGACCUUUAUAGUCAAGUUUAUUUUUUUUUUGAUAGAUCAGGCUAUCCAUUGAAUGGAACUUGCAGCUUUAUAUGUCCUGGUGGAGAAUAUUAUGAAGGAACCUGACAGUCACAUAAAAAGCACGGCAAGGGAAAAUUAGUCUCAAAAUUUGGGGUUACUUAUGAGGGAGAUUUUAAAAAUGAUAUGAAGCAUGGCUAUGGUAAUCUAUCAUCUGAAAAUGGAUAUACUUAUAAAGGAGAAUUUAAAAAUGAUAAAAUUGAAGGGAAAGGAGAGCUUAUUUUAGCUAAUGGAGAAGAAUAUUGAGGAUAUUUUAAGGAAAAUACAUACCACGGGUACGGUAAAUGGAAAAAUGCUAAUAAUGAUAGAUAUGAAGGAGGAUGGCAUUAUGGGAAAAGAAACGGAAAGGGCAAGAUGUGGUUUGGAUCAGGAGAAUUUUAUGAUGGAGAAUGAAACGAUAAUUUACAAAAUGGGUCUGGAACAUAUGAGUAUAUUGAUGGAGUGUUUGUAGGAAACUUCAAAGAUGGUAUGAAAGAAGGGCAAGGCAUUUAUACAUUAAAGAAUGGCUAUAGAUAUGAAGGAGAAUGAAUUCAAGAUAAACUGAAUGGCCCUGGAAAAUAUUUUAAAGAAAGUUAUAUUCUCUGCUAUCAAGGCAGCUUUAAAAAUGGAAAAUUUGAUGGAGAAGGCAGCUAUUUCUAUGAAAAUGGAGACAUAUAUGAAGGGGGAUGGAAGGAAGGGGAAAAAUCUGGGACCGGAAAAUUCAUACACAAGGCAACUGAUAAAAUUUAUGUAGGGGAAUGGCAAAAUGACCAGCCAAAUGGAAAAGGCACUCUUACUGUAAAGGGAAAAAAAUAUAUAGGGGAUUUUAAAAAUGGAGAAGUUCAUGGAGAAGGAAUCUACACUUACUCUAAUGGCGAUGCGUAUAAAGGAAUGUGGUUUGAGGGUAAAAAGCAUGGAAAAGGAGUUCUAACUUAUUCUGAUGGAAGCACUUAUGACGGCAACUGAGAAUAUGGCCAGAGAUCUGGAAAUGGAGUUUUUAUGCAAAAAUCAAUUGGAACUUAUAUUGGAGACUUCAAAUAUGACAAAUUCCAUGGUAAAGGAAAAAUGAUUUUUGAUCAAACAAACGAGGUCAUUGUUGGAGAAUGAAACUUUGGCGAUUUGAUGAGAGGAGAAAUUAAUUAUGCUAAUGGGGAUUCAUAUAAAGGAGAACUGCUUAAUAGCAAAAAACACGGUCGUGGAGGUUUUAAGCUGCUCAAUGGCGAAUAUUAUGAAGGAGAAUUUAAAAAUGACAUGUUUGAUGGAGAAGGGACUUAUCACUAUUUAAAUGGCUCAGUCUAUAAAGGGCAAUGAAAAGAUGGUCAAAGGCAUGGAGACGGAAAAAUCACUUAUGUAUCAGGCUCAGGCUAUGAAGGUAAGUGGCGUUAUAACAAAAAAGAAUCUAAUGACAUCUUAUCCUGCUUUAAUCCAUUUUAUUAA
Blepharisma stoltei is the source of this 1971-nucleotide messenger RNA. NCBI's taxonomy places the organism in Eukaryota, Ciliophora, Heterotrichea, Heterotrichida, Blepharismidae. The record is from the annotation of a GenBank genome assembly.